AUGUCAGGUAUUGAGAAUGGAAGUGAUGAUUUGGUCACUUCAAUUUCAGCUGGUACUGUAGCUGCCAUGUACCAGACAACAAUUGCCCAUCCAUUUGAGUUUCUGAAGACUGGAUUGCAAUUACAGAGAUCUGUACCUGGCGCAACACCUUUUAGCUAUAUGUACAAAAAUAAAAUAUAUUUUAGAGGUCUGUCUGCAUUGAAUGUUAGCAUUUUAUUCAAGACCACCGCAAGGUUCACGAUGUUUUCUUCUAUGUAUGAGCUGCUCAAAGAUCCAGAACAUUUGCCAGAGAAGCCAUUGUCUGGUCUCAGGUUAUUAGCUGCAGGUGCCUCAACAGGGUUCGUCGAAUCCCUAGUAAUCAUCCCAUUUGAAAAUCUAAAGACAACUAUGAUUGAGAAUUCUAUUAUUGUUUCCAAAAGACAAGAGCAAGCAAAGUUAGAAAAGUCUAGGAAGGAUAUCUCAGCAAAUAACACUCCAACCAGGACCAAGUUUCAUAAGGGAUCUUCUAAUGCUGUACGCAUGAGUGCAAGAGAGCAAGCUUACAUGUUUUAUGAAAAGAACCCUUCUGAAACAUUUAUUGGAACAAUAAGGGAAAUCUAUAAAGUUAGGGGCAUACGUGGAUACUUUCAAGGUUCUAUGCCUACAAUACUAAGACAAGUGGGUAAUUCGAUGGUAAGAUUCACUACCUAUACCACGUUAAAACAGAUUAUAGUACCAACAAGGCAUGUAGAUCAAUAUACUGCUUUUAUUUUGGGUUUUGUUUCAUCUGCUGCUGUGGUGGGCUUUACACAACCAAUUGAUGUAAUUAAAACAAGAAUGCAAAGUAAAUAUGCAUGGAAGUAUUAUAAAAAUUCAAUAAAUUGUGCAUAUCGAAUUUUUGUUGAAGAAGGCAUGAGAGUAUUCUGGAAAGGAUGGUUACCAAGAUUAUUCAAAGUAGGAAUCUCAGGAGGUGUCUCUUUUGGGAUUUAUCAAUAUACAGAAAAUAUCAUUAACACAAUGAGAGCUGAAGGGUAUCUACCAGCACCAAAAUUUGACUAA
Molecule: messenger RNA, 1038 nt
Organism: Tetrapisispora phaffii CBS 4417
Lineage: Eukaryota; Fungi; Ascomycota; Saccharomycetes; Saccharomycetales; Saccharomycetaceae
Gene: MRX20
Product: Mrx20p
Exons: 1
Coding region: 1-1038 (345 amino acids)
Biological process (GO): mitochondrial citrate transmembrane transport
Source: RefSeq, a predicted model, not a curated record